UAUUCAGGGAGGGUCGGAGACGACCACGGAUCCCACGGCUCCCAUUUUCACCUCCCCCCGACCCCACUCUCUCGGAUCCCGCGUCAUUUAAUACCUUAAAACCAACCCAAACUUUCCCCCGUUGAUAUUUUCCAUCAGUUCACCUGCCCUUUGGUCCCCUCUUCAUCUCCCGCCAAGAACAUCGAAGAUUCAAAACACGUGAUCAAAGUGAAUUCUGGACUUAAUGGAGAUGCAACACAGAUACUAAGCCUCCGUCUCCGCUGGAUCUCGAGGUCGCCCUCUGAGGCAGGUACCCAAGAUUAUGUUGAAGGAUGAAGACAUGUUUCCCACACUCGCCAUGGUCAACGACGAUAGACUCUAGAUUCUACAACCCCACAGUCGCCAUGAUCAACGACGAUAGACUCUAAGAGUCUGGAGCCACUACAACAGACUCCAAAGAAAAUAAAACACCUCCCCCUUCCCCCCAGAUCCUAAACAACAACGGGAAACUGUUUAUUGUGAGACUCGAACCCCCCCUGGGAAAUGCAGCAUAAAUAUCGUUGAAGACAAGGCCUACACCUGACCCCACCAUGAACGAGAUCACUCCAGAGAUCUCCACCGACGACACUUCGCUGCCCACUUGCAGCGAGGAGUGCGAGGGGGGCGACUGCUCCGGCGUCCGGACUGACGGUAACAAUGGGACUAGCAACGGCGAAAGCGGCGGGCGGACGCAGGCGGCGGUGCCUUCGUCGCUGCCGCUGGUGCCGCAGAAGAGCAUGAAGCCGCAUGCCAAGAACUGCUUCAGGCUGGUCAUCCUCGGCUCCUCCAGGGUGGGAAAGACCUCCCUAGUCUCCAGGUUCCUCAACAACAAAUUCGAAGACACGUACACCCCGACCAUCGAGGACUUCCACCGCAAGUUGUACAGGAUCCGGGGCGACGUGUACCAGCUGGACAUCCUCGACACCUCCGGCAAUCAUCCGUUUCCCGCCAUGCGACGCCUCUCCUUCCUCACAGGCGAUCUCUUCGUGCUGGUGUUCUCGUGGGACUCGCGAGACUCGUGGAACGAGGUGCUGCGGCUGCGAGAACAGAUCAUGGAGACCAAGCAGUCGGCCUCGGCCAACACGACCGGCAGCCGCAAGAAGCGAGCCGCCACGCGCGUCCCCAUGGUCAUCGCUGGGAACAAGUGCGAUCGCGAGCAGCGGGGCGUGACCCUAGAGGAGGUGCAGGAGUUCGUCUCCUCACUAAGCUGUUGUGCGUACGUUGAGACGUCGGCUAAGAAGGACAGCAACGUCGACAAGCUCUUCUACGAGCUCUUCGUGCUGGCCAACCUGCCCAUGGAGAUGUCGCCUGCACUUCACAAGCGAGUGUGUCCCGGCCAGACCACACAGGACUGCAUCAGCGGCAGCAGUGGGCUGCGGCACCGUGGCCUCUCCAUCCGCAGGCGGCUGAGCGAGGCUUACGGCAUGGUGGCGCCAAAUGUCCGCAGGCCGUCCAUCCGCACCGACCUGCUCAUCCUGCGAGCCAAGACCAGCCUCCACCUCAAUGGCAUCGACACCUUCUCGGAGAAGAAGCCCCGACGUGAGGUGUCCUGUGUUAUCCAGUGAGGUGCUAGCGAGGGGCGCUGUUAGCAUGCCCUCCACGGAGGCGUUAUACGAUGUCUCGGAAAGUGCUUGCAUGUUCAACAUUGAGGCGCUUUGAUGUCCUCCAUCAAAGUGUUUGCAGGUCCCACGGAAGCACUUGCCUUUUCUCCAGGGAAGCGCUUCGAUGCUCCGUGUACUCACUUGGGUGCUCCAGGAAGGCACUUGGAUGUCCCUUGGUAGGAACAUUGGAGGUCCCGUGUAGGCUCAUUCUGGAGGUGGUACUUGCACCAUUUUAAAAGGCAUUGGGAUCAUCUGAUAUGGUCUUGAACUGUCUUCAAGUUCUUGAGCAUUGUCCUGGGAGCCAGUAAGAUCGACCUCUAACCUGCACAAAGCCGCCCUGGCUGAUGGAUGACCUUCAUGAAAUAUUGGGGGUGAAAAACAGCUAAAUUUAUCUGAUUGAGAUUAAUAUAUAUAGAAAAAACUUGUGUUUGGUGUAGAACAAAAAACAACAAUGCUCAGCAAAGAAAAUGUAUUUAUUAAUAUAACAGCCAUUGAUGGCUUACUGAACACCCCCAAGUGAACGGUAGAGUAAAGUGAUUACAAAAAAAGGCUCAAUAGGUCGUUAAUCAAAUUAGAUAAAUAGGUAAUAUUUAUCAAGAAAUCAACCAAAGACACUGUUUUCCUGUCGCAGUAAGACUGACGAGUAUGAUGUUAUUUAUUGCAUUCAAACCUUUUAGGUGUGAUGUCAAGAUUUAUUAUAUAAUAAUAAUAUAUGACUGAAUAAGCCUGGCUGGCUAGGCUCUAAGAGUUAUUUUCUUAUAUCAUAUUACAUAUAUAAUGCAUAUAAUUAUAUAUAUAUAUAUAUAUAUUAUAUUAUAUAUAUAUGCGAAGAAGCUUGAAUGGUCCCCAAGCCAAUAUGCAAUAGAAAACUCUUCACCCCAGAAGGAUUCGAACCCAGACAGUCAGGGGCUCCAUGAACCUUAGCGUGUCCAGUACUUUCACCACUAGGCCACAACGACUGUUAAAAGUACUGGACACGUUAAGUUGCAUGGAGCCUGGGGAUGAGGAGUUUUCUGUUGCAUAUUGGCUUGGGGACCGGUAUAUAUAUAUAUA
Procambarus clarkii (red swamp crayfish) is the source of this 2672-nucleotide messenger RNA. RefSeq names its product GTP-binding protein Rhes. Gene Ontology annotation, molecular function: G-protein beta-subunit binding; GTPase activity; GTP binding. Gene Ontology annotation, biological process: signal transduction. Lineage: Eukaryota; Metazoa; Arthropoda; Malacostraca; Decapoda; Cambaridae. The record is from RefSeq and is a predicted model, not a curated record.